Daphnia magna is the source of this 1378-nucleotide messenger RNA. RefSeq lists its product as uncharacterized. Lineage: Eukaryota; Metazoa; Arthropoda; Branchiopoda; Diplostraca; Daphniidae. The transcript has a single exon. The coding region runs from base 20 to 1378 and encodes 452 amino acids. The record is from RefSeq and is a predicted model, not a curated record.
GCGAUGCAACGAGAGCCCAAUGAUGAAAUCAGAAAACAAAUGGAUAUUUAACCAAGAACCGGAGGACUUCGGUUAUUGGCUAAGAACCACCACUGUGGUUACAGUCAACUGUAUGUUAGAAGAAGUCGUCCUUUCCCGAAUUGACGAAGGAGACAUGAUAAACACGCCACUAGGAAAAACCAACGUAUCUUAUGGAUCUCUAUCCCAUAACCAUCUAACAUUAUUUUGGAUCGACACCUACGGAAAACCAACUGAUAUCGUAAUCCGACAAUUAGAGAAAGGCGUGGGAUUCUGGUACGAAUCUUCAACGAACGGGACUUGGAUCCUCCAAGACGACUCCAAACAGUUGGACUUUCACGUACGGUUGACGUCACGCUGCCAAACCGUGAAAUGCGACAAAAAAAUAGACAGUUGGACCGUGAUCGGAGACAACCAUUUGUUUAUCAUUAAAUACCCAUUGGGACCUUCCGCAGUUACCGUACCAUCCAUCAUCAAGGAUAUCGUGACAAAAAGAAAUGACCCUUUAGAUAUCAACAUCCGACAAAACGCAAGAAUUCAGUAUUUGGAGGACGCCGCCAUCCGUCACGAAAUUGAACUUAUCCGCGUCAUCCAGAGCAUGCAGUGUGACCAACGACGUGCUAAACACGCACAAGCCGUGUCAACUGCCCAAUACAAUGGAUGGCUGGCAGCCGCACAGCUGGGUCUUCGGCAAUGCAUCAAACUGAUCGCCACCGGAAACAUCGUCUCAGCCCUACAAUGCACCCCUACAACAGUAAAUUUCACGACGGAUACAACCACUUGUGGACCUCAACCGCGGUUCAACAAUUUCACCAUUGGCCGGUCCGGUUGGGAACUCACUGCUUUUACGCCAUGCUACUGGGCUGGAGGUAUCGUGAAUUUUAACGACAAACCUCACGCCUAUCGCAAUAACACGUGGCAACCGGUCGAAGCAUCCGUCGUCAUCCCACAGCGUGAUUUGGCUGACGCUUUCCGAUAUCAAGACGUCAACUUCUUCGAAUAUCAACAUCAAACCAACCCCGCUUAUACGGAAGCCCUCAUUAGCCCAAUGGAUAUAAUGGCCGAUAUCACAGCCUCCAUGAACGAACAUUCCCUGACUGUCCCCAAUCAAAUUACAGGGACAUCGGCUAUCGUCGUAUCCGCAGCCGAGAAAGCAGGUCUCGGAACCUUUACCAAUUGGCUCGAGAAUUUUAAAGUCUACUCAUUCAUCAUCCUGCUCAUCGCUAUUUUCCUACUGAUCGCUCGUGUUUGUUACGCCCUCGGAUUUUGUGGUUUGAUAUGGAAAUGUUGCUGUAAGCCCCCACGUCCUCCCCCUACGGCGGUUUACCAGCCGAGAAGCAGCCGACCCACAGGUCCCUGA